Molecule: messenger RNA, 4416 nt
Organism: Mixia osmundae IAM 14324
Lineage: Eukaryota; Fungi; Basidiomycota; Mixiomycetes; Mixiales; Mixiaceae
Exons: 6
Coding region: 1-4416 (1471 amino acids)
Molecular function (GO): protein binding
Source: RefSeq, a predicted model, not a curated record
AUGUCAUUCUUCUCCUCCAAGAAGAAGAAGGAGUCUGCCCUCAACACGAGCGGCGGUGCUCCUUCCUCUGCAGCCAAUACUGCGCCCGCUCAGCCUCCUAGCAACGCCAACACCACAGGCAUCCCUGCCUCGCGGACGAGCCACGAUCUCGCCGCUUCACCGCCGACUCACGUCGUGUCCCAAUUGGGCAACCCGUCAAGCCAGACGCAAGGCGGCAGAACGCUCAGCCAUCCUUCUUCCGCGUCCCAGAUGGGUGCUCUCCCAUUGCCUGGUCAAGGUGGCAUGCCUGCACGCAACGGUGUCCCGAGCAAUAGAGCCACGAUGCCGCCUGGUGCAGGUCCUCCAACAGCCCAGAUGAUGCAGCCCAACUCACAGUACGCGAGACAAUCCGCCCUGCCCUCUGGCGCGGUUGGCGGUCAGCCUGGCGCGCCAGGAUACAAUUCGCUACCUGCCAACGCGACCAAACCCCUAAGCAAUGCAGUACCUUCGCAAGGCAAAGGCGCGCCUAGUAUUGUCUAUCCUUGGUCUCAGCGAUCGCUGCAUCUGCUGCCCAUUUCGCCCUUUCCAGAUGGAUCGCCCCCGAAUGCCGCCAAAGCGACCGCGCGACAGCCCUCACCAAUGCCGUUUCCUCGCUAUGGUCACUCCGUCAAUCCACUCGCUGCUCCAGGGUCAGGCGACAUAUACGUCUUUGGCGGCUUGGUCGCCGACCAAGUCAAGAACGAUCUAUACGUCUUGCAAGCCAAUCCAAACUCGACUAGCACGCCAGGUCUCGACAAGGGCGCGCCCGGUACCCUCAGUGUCGGGCUCGUCGAGACCAGAGGGGAGAUUCCUGGGCCUCGAGUGGGUCAUGCCUCCGUGGGCGUGGGCAACGUGCUCAUCAUCUGGGGCGGUGACACGAAGCAAUCGCCGGACGAUAUACAGGACGAUGGCCUUUACCUGCUCAACCUGAGCACACGCGAGUGGACGCGUGUCAAGGUAGCUGGGCCGGCACCGGAGGGACGGUACGGUCAUGCGGCGGCCAUGGUUGGCAGUCGCUUUUACGUGUUUGGAGGCCAGAAAGAUGACGGAGAGUUCCUCAAUGACAUGUGGAGUUUCGACCUGCAAAAUUUAAAGACCGGCAUGCCGCGAUGGCAAGAAGUACGAUAUGCUGAUAUCGAGUCGGCGCCACCGCGCAGAACUGGUCAUACUUCUAUCACACACGGUGACUGCAUUUAUAUAUUUGGUGGCACGGACGGUCAAUAUCACUACAACGAUACCUGGUCGUUCGAUACAAUCACGACAAAGUGGACAGAAUUGUCCUGUAUUGGCUAUAUACCUGUGCCUCGCGAAGGGCAUGCUGCCACGCUGGUGGACGAUGUCAUGUACGUCUUCGGCGGUCGUGGCGUCGACGGCAAAGAUCUCGAAGAUCUCGCAGCAUUUCGGAUAACGAAUCAACGGUGGUACAUGUUCCAGAAUAUGGGGCCUGCGCCUUCCGGCAGAUCAGGCCAUGCUAUGGCUACCUGGCAGAACAAGGUCUUCGUGCUCGGCGGCGAAUCAUACACGACGCAACGCGCCGACGACCCCGGACUGGUACAUGUCUUGGACACUGGCAAGAUCAAGUAUCCGCCUGACAAUUCGCGUCAAAGCCAGAGCGCUGCUACUCGUAAGAGUACCGUGCCUGGCGCUGCGCCGUCCAGAACGAUAUCGCCCACAACGACGACCAACGAGACACAAGCUAGUCUGCCGCCUGCUGUCUCGUCGGCUGCUAUAGCAGGAGCCGCAGCAGUCGGCGCGGGAGGCGUUGCCACUGCGGCAGCCGCCCACACGGGUCGAACUGCCAGCAUAGACUCGAGCAGUUAUGCCCGUCAGCGGCAAGAAUCCGCGCAGAGCUACACAAGCCAGCAAAGCCAGAGCAGAGUGCAGACAUCACCCACCGCCAAGAAGGCAGGCAGCAUUUCGAUACCAGGCGCUAUGCCCGAAGAGGACUCCUCUGUCGAGACCGGUCAUCGUAGUGGUGGCGAACAAUCUAAUCAUUCAGCCUCCCCCCGGCCUGGCGAUAAGCGCAGUCUACCGAAUGGCGUACAGAACCAAGCAUCUAGCCGGCUUGACAGAGGCGCAGAAGAAUUCGCGACUCAGUCUCAGCCACUUGCACAGGUGGCACCCCCUGCUGAUGCAUUCUACUACAGCCCGAAUCAGUCUACCGUCGCCACAAGCUCGCGCGAAUUGGAAACUCUUCGAAACAAAGACAAGUGGAUGCGAGCCGCAUUGAGCGAUGCCACCGCCAGAGGCUUUGUCACGGAUCCGUCCAAUCUCGAUGAAGACGUAUCUGCCCCCGGUGAAAGCAGAAGCACUGCUCGCGCUGUCGAGAUGCUCCUUGCUUUGCGCCAAGAACUCGCAUCAGUCAAGACACAUGCAAACGAACGAGUCGAAGCUGAACAACGCAAGACAGCAGAGGCUUUGCGCGCACGCGAGACGGCCAUACAAGAUGCAGCGUACUACCGUACAAAAGCCUUGUCUUACGAGUCUGGCUCGGCUGGCGAUGUCAACAAAAUCGACCGCGAACGUAAUGCUGCUGUUGAGCGCAAAGCUAUCGAGGCCGUGCAAACCCGAAAUGCUCUCGAACGCGACCUUAAGCAGCUACAGAUCGAGCUUGACAACGAGAGAAAGCUUCGUCUGACAGCUGAGGAUAUCGCGCACGAUGCAGAUACGCGAGCUAAUCAUGCGACGACUUCACACAGCAGCCUGGCACAGCAGCACCAGACAUUGCAAGAGUUGCUGCGGCAGCACGAGACCGAUCUGCACGACCACAAAUCCCAGGUUGCGAUGUUGACGUCUUCGUCGCGCGGUCUAGAAGCCUCUCAUGCCGAGGUCUCCGCAAAGCUCGCAGAUCGCAAUGAGACUAUCGAAAAGUACAUCGAUACUGUGCAGCAGGCUCAGAACACAGUCGAGACGUCCAAUGCCAGAGCUACAGAACUCGAAGCGCUGUGGGAGAAGACUCGCGCAGAGCUAGCUCAGGCAAAUGUCCGAGUGCAACAAUUGGAGACCGAGUUGCAGAACAGCACAGCAUACGCUGCAGAUGCAGUGGCGCGACACGAGGAAUCUCAGCGAGCGCUUAACGCGCUGCAAAACGAUCAUCAGUCCAUGCUUGCUAUGAGCACAAGCCACAUGACUGAUCUGGUCACCUCGCAUCGCGAGAUGGCAAGCCGUGCCAUGACUGUACACGAACACGAAGCUCGCAUCUCUGCCGUUGCAGCAGAAGCCGCAUCGCUCAAGUCGCUGCACGAAGAAUCCCUUGGUCGAGCGGAUAAUGCUCAAAAGGAGCUCAACGUGCUUCGCCAGCAAUACAUCGAGCUUGACUCGCAGCUACAUGCUACUCGCGCUGAGCUAGCGGCCACGAAGGCAAGGCAUGCGACUGCACUCACACAGGCAGCCCAGACACGCAAAUCGCUGGCAGAGCGCGAGCUCGAGACCGAGCAACACCGCGCGAACGCAGAAGAGGCGCACGGUCGCGUCACCUUAUUACAGAAUUUGAUGGCUGAUCAUGGCAUUUCCCCCGACGAACCAAGCAAUGGUACGAAGGCACAAGCUGACGCUCGGAUCAUCGAACUCGAGAGCCACCUCAACGAUCGCGAGAAUGCCCAUCGCAACUUAUCUGCUCUUCACGCAGAUGUCACAGAUCGCGCGGCAAAGGUCGAAGAAGAGCUGUCUGCUCUUGGUGAACGCCAUCGCCAACUUGAAGGCACUCAUCUUAAGGCAGUCAGCUACGUCAAAGGUACCGAGAAAAUGCUUCGCAGAAUGAAGGAUGAGCUGUCGAAGUACAAGGAGCGGAAUGCCCAGCUGGAAGCACAGAUUGCGCAGCAGACCCCCACUUCGGAGUACGAAUCUCAGAUUCAAAACCUGCGAAGCCAGCUUGCAGACGUGCAAAUACAGUCGCAGCGUACUGUUGACGAUCAUGGCAGACUACAAGCACAGAUGCGAGGCCUACAAUCUCAGCACGAGUCUGCGCUAUCUCAACACCGCGAGGAAAGCGCGCAAGAGAUCGAGCGACUUCAGACGGAAUUACAGACUUUGCAGGAUGCGACCUCCAGCUUGCGAUACGAGCUCGACGCGGCGCACAACGCCAACAGUGAUCUGCGCUCGCAGCUGUCUCAUCGCGGGCUCGAUGCAUCGAAGCGCAGCUCCGGCGAUAAGGGUCUAGCCGACGCCCUGCGCUCCGCAGAGGGCAAGAUCGACUGGCUCGAGCAACAAAACGGCCAUCUCGAGCAGCGAUGUGGCGAGUACGAAGCCAAGAUCAAUCUGUUGCUCGACCAUCUCGAUUCGAGUGACCAACAUGAAGGCAUCGACUCGCCAGAGCUGUCGAUGAGCAGCCUCCGACAAAGUACUCAUGACUGGCACGACCUUAACGACCGACGUAUGAACGGACAAGCAAAGCACUGA